GGCAACUAAGAGCCCUUUUGUUUAUGUUUUGUGUGACACUGAAAGAGUAAUAAAAAUACUCACAUUGACUGAUUAUACUCACAUUGCUGCCUCCUUAAUCCUCCAUUUCCCCUGAAAACAUGAAAAUUGUUAUAGUGGUGCCAAAACUCACGAGUGGAGGAUAACGUCAUCAUGGAAGCUUCACCACUGGGCGAAGUAAUCAAGUCCCUCGCCAGCAGAAUCAACAUCAAGCCCUCAUGGAUUUAUGCCUGGAGCAGGAAAAGCAUUUCCAACUCCUGCUCCAGGCCAAAGCGAAGGAUCGGCAGGCAUUCCUGAGCAUGAACAACAGAGAGGGGGCUGUAGCUGCGACCCCGGAGCCAAAAACCCCUGUUACCCUCAUCAAGAUUGGGCUGAGCGUUGAUCCUGAUGCCUGCCUCGACUUAAUUAAGACUGCAAAGCUAUGUAAACGGCCACCCGACCAGAGGGAGGCCCGCCUGUUAACAUUGCUCUCAUGGAAAGCGCAGCUAGCAGCCCAGCAACUUCUAGCCGCCAACCUCCUCGACUACAGGGAUCUGAAGAAAGGGUCGGGUCGGCAGUAGUGCUGAGCAGAAGUGGGAGUGCUUCAGGACCCUGAAGUUUGGGAAGCACAGCUGCCCGUUUUCUUUGGUGCAACAGCUACGGGAUGCCUGUCAAAAAUGGCUGCUGGCUGAGGGAAACCGCGGCGCUAUGGACAUCGUUGACCUGGUGACACUGGAGCAAUAAAUCUCCCAACUUCCUCAGGGGAUGGCCGAGUGGGUCCAGUGCCACUGAUCGGCGUCGCAAGAUGGCGUCCAGCUGGCAGAAGAUUAAAAGAUGGCAUUUCCGGGAGGCAGCGAUCCUCCAGAGGUUGACGAGACUGCCCCUAUGGGCACGGUAGGGAAGCCUGGGCCGGUCUAUGUGAUUUGUGGGGAAGCCAGCUACUGCCAAGAUUGGUGCCCAGUGAUGGAGGUGUGAAUGCUGAUCCGGAUCCCUGAUGCUCCACAGGCCAUCUCCGAUUGGUCAGGGGCGUAUCGGAUACCUGCAGAUUAUGUAUGACACAUUGGCUAUACCUCAGAUGACCCCUCUGUGAUUCAAUCGGCAGCAAAGUGAGAGGCAGAGAGACCAAUCAACCAAAAUCGGUGAAGUCACAAUGUGUUCCCGGUGAGUAAUUCCACUGUGCCAUUAUCACCCCCACUGUAAAUGGAAGACACUUCCUGUGCAUUUAUCUUCAAUGACCAGGAGAAGCGAGAUGCGUGAUGGAAGAGUUUUUGAAAAUGUGACGUCAUAAGCACAAAAAAAAAAGACAGAUGGACGAGCGCUCGCCCAUCAGGCCAAACUUGUUUAAAGGCAAAUCGCUUCUAUUCCAGCUCCAAAAAAACCUCUUUAAUAAUAUUUUAUUUCUGCUCUGUGAAGGAUGCGCUAAAGCAGUUCUCCGUCGGGAGGGGGGAAAGGAAAAUAAAGAAGCUGCAGUGAUGUACUGGCCUGCUUUCUUAUCUGCCCGCCAGUGCAUGGGUCCUGAGACACUUGUGAGGUUUUAUUUUAGGACGCUUUUAAGUAGGUCAGCUCUCUCGUAGGUCUCGUCUAUGACAGCACAGUGGCUCAGUGUAAACAACAGCACAUGAUGUUGUUUGUGUCUAGCUCCAUCCUGGCACAAAAUGCACCCCCUCCCCACAUCCCAUGUGUCUCCCACAAUUCUCUCUUCCAUUUCCAACCCAAAACCUUAAAAGCAAGGCCAUUCACCUCUGACAAUCACACAUACACUGACAUUCAAGGAAGAUCGUCCUGCUUCAGUGGACUCAUUGGUGUUUGUACGUUAUAACAUACAUUACAUUUUAAUUAAAAUACAUAUAAUUUGUUGUUCAUGUGAAUAGUCACUGAAACAUACAAUAUCAACAUAUUCACAGCAUCUAAAAUGUUAAAGCUUUUAUGUACGUUCGACUGUGGAGAUGUAUUAAUCUUUACGAAUCCUCUGACAACUGGCAAGAUCAGGAUAUCGCUGGAGGUGAACAAGUUCAAAUUGUCUGAGAAAGCAGUUUUUAAUGGAAAAAAUUUGUAAAUAGCAUCUGCUACACAGCACAGCUGUGGGUGCAAAUAGGUGAAAUAGGUGAAGCCUCGGCUGUACCAGAGCCAGAGCCAGUGCCUGAAGCCUCAGACUUAAUUUUUUCCUCGUCAUGCCAUGUUGCCAUGCUUGCCUCACCAUGCCAUAUUACCACGCCUGCCUCACCAUGCCAUGUUACCACGCCUGCCUCAUCAUACCAUGUUGCCACGCCUGCCUUGUCGUGCCAUGUCGUCACGCCUGCUUCAUCACGCCAUAUCAUCACGCAUACCAUGCCAAGCCACGUCAUCACGCCUGCCAUGCCAAGCCAUUUUGUCACGCCUGCCAUGCCAAUCCAUGUCGUCUCACCUGCCAUGCCAAGCCAUGUUAUCAGGUCUGCCUCAUCAAGCCAUGUUGUUACGCCUGCCAUGCCAUGCCUUGUUGACCUACCAUGCCAAGCUGCCAUGUCUGACCCGCCAUGCCAAGCCACUAUGUCUAACCCACUAUGCCAGGCCUCCUUAACCCUUGGGACUCUGCUUCCAACGGCUCUGCCCCCUGGGUCUCCUCCUCCAGCGGCUCCACCCCUGAAAGUACAGCAUACCAGUCUGCCUCGUCAGCCUCGCCAUGCCACGCUGCCUCAUGAUGAAACACUGCCUUGUCAGUCUCGUCAGGCCCUGCUUCACAGCCCAUGUCUGUCUUGCCUGCCCACUGGCUCCGCCGUGGUGUCCUGGUCCACGACAGUCUCAGGGCCUUCCACCAAUUCCACCCUGGUCUCCUGGUUCACGCCGUCUCCGGGCCCUUCACACGCUCUGUUCUGGUCUCCUGGUCCACAACGGUCUAUGGGCCCUUUGCCGGCUCCUCCCUGGUCUCCUGGUCCAUGCUGGUUUCUGGGCACUUUGCCAGUUCUGCCCUGGUCUCCAGCCUGUCUCCUGCCCUGGUCUCCCAUGUUCUAUUGCCCAAUCUGGUCCCCUGGUCUCCCUGCCUCACAGCACAUGUCCGUCCCUGCCCUAAGAUCCAGAUCCACCACAGCCCCCCAGGUCCACCAUUGCUUAAUAGCUCCCAGAUGAACACUUGUUGUGUUUUUUUUGGGGUGUUUUUUGUGGGGCAUAGGGAGCCAGACUUAGUUCACUCUUGCUACUGGUUGUUUUGUUAUCUUGUUAACCCUAGUCUGUGUAUUUAAGCCCUCAUGUUUUCCAUUGUCCUUUGUCAAGUAUUGUGUGUUUGUAACAUUGAUUUUCACUCUUAGUUUAUUUGUUCAUUGUCAUGGUUGUAGUCUUGUUUAGUUUAGUUAAUUGUUCUGAAUUUGUUUCGAUUUAUGUAUACUGUAACAUUUUUGUUUAAUAAACUGCACUUGGGUUCCUCGCAUCAUUGUCUUCAUCUGUUCCUGUGCCUAUAUUGCCUUGCCUGCCCAUCCACGUUACAGGUCUAAAUAGUAUAUACCAUUAUUUGCACCAGGGUGCAAAUAGCAUCUGCCUGAAAGUAAAUCCAUAUACAUAUACAUUCUCUGGGUUCGCGAGCAUAUUUCUGAAACACGUCACAAAAAUGAACUGAAACUCUGUGAAUAAUUAUCACACAAACAUGAAACAUAUGUCUAAAGAAAGCUUAAAAUGUCUACUUUUAAAUAAAACAAUUCAAAUUUUCAAAUAUUCUCCUGCAAUGUAAUCUGUAUGAAACAAAGCGAUGUACAGUUUUUACUGGCUCAGCUAAUGAUCUUCGUUAUCUCUAAUAUGAUCACACCCACGGUCAGAGGACGCCAUUCAUACGGUAAUGUGCUGACACGAUCAAAUCAAAUGGUAAACGUCCCCCGACUGUGCCUUAAAGACAAAGUCAUUCACUUUUCUGUGCGUUUGAAAGACAGCAAACUCCUGGAUAGUGAAGAGUUACAAUUUUCCUCAGAAGAAGAGCGGGACUCCGAUGAACGUUUGUAUGUUGAAGAGAGACUUGAUCCAGCCGAGGAUACAAUUUUGGACAAGUAAGUCAUUUAGUUUUCAUUAGUUGACAUGCUAUU
Molecule: messenger RNA, 4040 nt
Organism: Xyrauchen texanus (razorback sucker)
Lineage: Eukaryota; Metazoa; Chordata; Actinopteri; Cypriniformes; Catostomidae
Exons: 4
Coding region: 2182-3099 (305 amino acids)
Source: RefSeq, a predicted model, not a curated record